GGGGUCACUGGGUCCCACUGUCUAUGAACCCUAUAGAGGCAGAGUCAAUUUCCAUCCAUCCAAUGGCUCUCUUUUGGUAAAAUAUGUGCAAGAAACAGACAGUGGGAUCUAUGAGGCAACUGUCAAUCUGACAGAAAUGGAAACCAGGAAAACCCUUCUAGAGGUUCUCAUGCCUGUGUCUCAGCCUCAUAUAAGGAGAAAAACUGUCCCUGAAGAGGCUGCCAGUGAGUUAUUCUGUGAUGUGGCAGUGGGCAGAAUGGACACCAUAGAUUGGAAGAAGGAUGGAAAGCCUCUCCCUGAAGACCAAGAUUUCCAGCUCUCCAAAAACCAUAGUAUUCUGAUCAUUUCAGAAGGACAGAAGUUGAAUUGUGGCUCUUACUCCUGCAAUGUGAGCAAUGAGAUAAGCUGGCAGGAAACCACCCUGAACUGGGCCAUUGCAGGUACCUCACCUCCCCAGCCAGUUGUUUUGAGAAUUGCUGUCACUGCAUUGGCAUUUGCUGCUGUCUCAGGACUUGCUCUGAUUGCUCCAUGUUGUCAAUCAGAAAAGCUAAGAAUAAGAGGAGAGCUGUGGCGAUGGCUUAGUGCCUACACUCAUGGGCUGCUGUGUGUCUCGUCUACCCUGGCAUUCACUGCUGCACUCCUCUGGAUGGGAGAAGAAGGCCCCUCUGCUUCAUUCAUAGUGCCAGAGAUUCUCCUGACAUAUGUGAUAAUAGUGACCUUCCUGGUAUCAGCUGCAAUGACAAUCCAGCCUGCAAAACUCAAUGGGUUAAAAAGUACAACAAAAAAGGCUUGCACAGAGUUUGUUGAUAUAACCGCCCUCACAGUCAGCACCGCAGUGGUAUCUUUCCUUCCGCUCCUGGCAAUCUUGGUGUGCUAUCAUAUUACUCAAAGAUGGCAAAAAGAAAGCUCGAGUUCUAGACGGCAAGAUUUACAGGAGAUUCUCUGAAAUGCCUCCAGUUGCCUGCGUGAAGGAGAUGCUGCGUACUUCCUUUGCGAGGCCUGCACAUAUUUCCUCUCUCUUGUUUAAUCACACCACCUCCGCCUUGUUUAAUUUUAAGCAGUUGGAAAGGGCUUGGG
Molecule: messenger RNA, 1077 nt
Organism: Alligator sinensis (Chinese alligator)
Lineage: Eukaryota; Metazoa; Chordata; Crocodylia; Alligatoridae
Exons: 8
Coding region: 137-946 (269 amino acids)
Source: RefSeq, a predicted model, not a curated record